Molecule: messenger RNA, 1227 nt
Organism: Symbiodinium pilosum
Lineage: Eukaryota; Dinophyceae; Suessiales; Symbiodiniaceae
Source: the annotation of a GenBank genome assembly
AUGGAGCCGCACUCAUGGGACAUGGGACUGGAACUUCUCUCGACCAGAGAAGCUUCAGAUUUUGUCGAGGCCCAUGGGAUUGAUAUGACAGCGUCACGCAUGGAGGUCCUGCAUGCCAUCACAAAAGCUGUCAGCGCCAUGCCGUUUCACAACCUGCACUUUCUGGCCACACAUCCUGAUGAUCGUAAACCCCCAAAUGAGCAAGCGGUGAAGGCUGCCAUGUUAAAGGGACAAGGCGGCUUGUGCUUUGUAAAGCAGCCCUUUGUUGGGCAUUUGUUGAGGGCGCUAGGCUAUGUGGUUGAAGUUGUGCCUGGUUCUGUGACUCAUCCGGGAAACCACAUUGUGAUUGUGGUCCACGAUGUUCAGGCGCAGGGUGACCGUUAUGUGGUCGAAGUUGGCUGCGGCUACCCAUCUUGCAGUGCUGUUCGAAUCGAUGGUGAAGAUGAGCAUGAAGGUUUCGAAGCUGUCUUCACUGACUCUUUCCUUGAAUACCGCUAUGUGAAGACUGCUGGGGAGAGCCUCAUACGCCGAGAGCACCGUGGUGGCGACCCUCCCCGGCCUGUGGUGGCAGACUCCUUGGGUAGAUCAGGUGAGGUGGACGGCUGGCGACGCUACUUUGAUUUCUUCUACCCUCCCUCAACAAACGGCUUAGAGCAAUUGGCUCAAGGCAUGCAAGAUGUUUGCACACUUCCCGACGCUUCACCAUUCCUUGCCAGCCUUCGCGCAGUUCGAUGGGUGAAAGGCAAAAUGAUUGCAAUCAAGGAUGCAAAGCUGCUUGAGGAGGCUGAAGAUGGCCAAAUCGUUGUCACGGAGUUGCAGGAUGUUUCGGAGAUCCGCUGCAGCGCAUGUUUGGCCCUCCAUGGAGCCAAGCGCUACUCAACGCCGGCGGACUUCUUGCCGUGGGUAGAUGCAUCCUCGGAUCCGAACCAUGGCAAGCAGGUGAAUAGCGAGGCCGUUGGCUAUCUUCUGGACGCAGCUGUGGCGAACGGCUGCAAGCGAAUCGUGCGUGUCACUGGCAAGGGCGAAGAUCCCUGGUCACCUUUUUCGAUUCUUAUCAAUGGCCUUGGGUCCAUGGCAAAGGCCUGGAACCAGGAGGGCGAGCGACGCCUGCGUGGACAGCGAGAGGUGGACUACACUAUCAUCCGGCCCGGCUAUAUGGGGAAGGUUGAUGCCACGCUCGGCGAUGAGGUGUGUCUGGCCCUGGCAGAUGACGGCGGUGACCUCAAG